GGAGCCAUUAUACUGGGAAUUGGAAUCUGGGCUAUAUUCCAACAAAUUUUCAUAUCAAAUAUUAUAGGGAGAUCUCUGAUCAACUCUGCAUCCUACAUCAUGUUGGUAGUAGGAGCGUGUAUUAUAGUGACAACAUUUAUUGGAUUUGGUGGCGCAGUGGUCAGCAACAAAUGCAUGGUUACCGCGUUUGUAGCAGUGAUUGGGUUGAUGUUUGUGCUCCAUUUUGGAGCCGCCAUUUCGGCUGCUGUCUUAAGGGAAAAUGUUGAAGACAACAUUAAAGAGGACAUGAAGUAUAGCAUCAUAACUCAGUACGGCAACAAUCUUCAUAUAGACGAUAGUAACAAGGAUAUAACAGAGUCCUGGGAUAUGUUGCAACAACGGUUGCGAUGCUGCGCUGUCAAUGAUGAGGGCUGGGGUCUGUACCAGGAGUCCAACUGGUUCUACGAGCAUUCUUAUAUUCAAAGUGCGCAUGUAUAA
Molecule: messenger RNA, 477 nt
Organism: Dreissena polymorpha
Lineage: Eukaryota; Metazoa; Mollusca; Bivalvia; Myida; Dreissenidae
Product: tetraspanin-9-like
Exons: 4
Coding region: 100-477 (125 amino acids)
Cellular component (GO): membrane
Source: RefSeq, a predicted model, not a curated record